CCCCCCUCCCUUUUCCCCCCUCCCCUCCCCGUCCCGGUGCGGCGCGGUCCAGCGGAGCGGGCGGGAGGCAGGCGUCUGUCACCUUCAGCGGGGCCGGCCCGGGCGGGAGGCAGGCGCGCGGCGGCGGCGCCGCCAUGGUGCUCAUCAAGGAAUACCGCGUUAUCCUGCCUGUGUCUGUGGAGGAGUAUCAAGUGGGACAGCUGUAUUCUGUGGCAGAAGCCAGUAAAAAUGAAACUGGUGGAGGAGAAGGAGUGGAGGUCCUGGUAAACGAACCCUACGAAAGAGAUGGAGAGCGUGGGCAGUACACACACAAGAUCUACCACUUACAGAGCAAAGUGCCAACGUUUGUGAGAAUGCUGGCUCCUGAAGGAGCUCUGAAUAUACAUGAAAAAGCAUGGAAUGCCUAUCCCUACUGCAGAACUGUUAUUACAAAUGAGUAUAUGAAGGAUGACUUCCUGAUCAAAAUUGAAACCUGGCAUAAAUCAGAUCUUGGAACACAAGAGAAUGUUCAUAAACUGGAGCCAGAUGUAUGGAAGAAUGUAGAAGCUAUUUAUAUAGACAUUGCUGAUCGGAGUCAAGUACUUCCCAAGGAUUACAAGGCAGAAGAAGAUCCAGCAAAAUUUAAAUCUGUCAAGACUGGACGUGGACCUCUGGGUCCCAACUGGAAGAAGGAGCUGGGGAAACAGACAGAUUGUCCAUACAUGUGUGCUUACAAACUGGUAACAGUCAAGUUCAAGUGGUGGGGUCUGCAAAAUAAAGUUGAGAACUUUAUACAGAAGCAAGAAAAGCGUCUCUUCACAAACUUCCAUCGGCAGCUCUUUUGCUGGCUUGAUAAGUGGGUUGAUCUGACUAUGGAGGACAUUCGUAGGAUGGAGGAGGAGACCAAGAGACAGCUGGAUGAGAUGAGAGAAAAAGAUCCAGUGAAAGGAAUGACGGCUGCAGAUGACUAACAUGACCUCUUCCUUGUGCACUUUUGCAAGACAGUCGUCAGGAAGGCCCGGGGAAUCCACACUCUUGACUGACGGACCAUCUCUGGAUCAAGCCUUUCUAUAUCCAAUCGGCAGGCGAUUUUAAAUCUCCCAUAGCUAAUUCUAGAUGCCCCUUAAUAUUGUGAGCAAAUAGACCGUCUGGUACUAAGCACUCCAAUGUUAGCACGUAUACAAAGGAGGUAGCUCCUUGGAGACGUGUGACUUAGAGAUCGCUGUAUUUACGACUCCUCCCUCCUUUUUUUUCAUUGUGUUCAGACCAAUUUCCAUGUGGCCCUGUUUGAUUUCCAAGUGGCAUUUUUAGCUAAAAUAGUCUUGUGAUGUGGUGACUUAGAAUUCUUUUUCUUUUUUUUUUUUUUUUUUUUCCAAGUGGGAUAAACUGCCACCUUUGUUCCUGCCCAGCCCUUCACCAUUCUUUGAAUGUCUAUUUGGAGAGGGAAACUGUCAGUAUUUUAGAGUGCAAAACUAUUCCACAAAAUUCUAUGCUCUGAGCCUUGCUCCCAGGGUAAGAAAUUUAAUGGCAUGUAAUCUGAAUACAUAAUCAUGAGUAGCCAGAUAUAGUUCUUGGUCUGCGAUGAAUCGUGAUAUGUGGCUUCUGCACGGCAUUACUUCGUUCUGUCUCAGUAUACAUGAAUUAAAGACUGCACAGAAGCUGCAUUCAGCGUCCCCACGCUAGGGCCUUCAGCACAUAACUGUUGAGUUUCAAUUUAGUGGUACAUGGUCCCUUUGGCCCAUGUAGCUAUGUUGUCCUUCAGCUGUGUGUGUCAGUCUUACAAAACCAUUAUGAAAAGUUGCUUGACAUAUGUUGCAACUUCCUGGUUCUUUAUUUACUAAGACUUCCCAUAACUUACAAAGCUAAAAUUAUUUUGACUAAUAAUAAUGUGAUUCUCCCUGGACAAAUUGGGAUGUAGCAAAAGCUGGUGUACAAGUAAAGUCUUGGUAUCUGAUUACCUCCAGGUGCCUGGGUCGGUGGUUCUGCUCAGCAAUAAUAUUCUUCCCAUUGCAAGACUGACUAAAAUAUCUCCUUUCAUGCUAUAAAAAAGCAACUUAUAGAAAACUGCAGUUGUUUUCUAGGAUAUCUGUCAGUUACAAAUCACAAAUGAUACUGUUAAACAAUGUAAAGAGCUCUGGUUAUUUAAUGAACUCAAAUACUUACUGUAACUAUCCUUAUGUUGGUAUCAGCUUUAGACAAUCAAAUAAGCAGAACAGAAUCAAAGAACUGCUGCUUUAUUAAAUACAUAUGAGAAAAAAAGACAAUUUCUUUGCUUAUGCCUAAGGCCCAAUGUUUGAUUUUUCUUUUUUUUUUCCUAGUAGUAAUCACUUUAUUUUCCACUUCUGCGUUUGGCGGCACUAACACGAAAUACUGAAUGCCAAACACAGUCGUGGGUGUAUCACCACUUUUGAGGAGUCUUCUUGGCAUUCUGUAACACAUCCGACUCCUUCAGCCCUUCACAUUCCUGCAAGCAGGAGAUCCUGAAAUGAUCCCAUGCCACGCUGAACAAGCAUGUGCUGGGAUCUGAACUGUUUUCAGUGCGAGGGAAGAUGAGGCAUGCUCUGGAGGAAGAGGAUGGCGUUUGGUUUCUGGGGAGGGGGCAGUUUAUCCCUUUAUUUUUAGUCUGUUAUUUUGCCUUACUCAUGUCUAAGUGCAAUAAGCUCUGAAUUGUACCAGUAACUCUGGCAGGCUCUUCUCAGUGACCUCAGACGGUUUUGCGGGGUGGGGGUGGGGUUUGAGGGAUUUUUAGCAAUCUCACCAGGCAGAAGUAAAUCAAAUUUAUUGUAAAAUAGGUGAAGAAACUAAAUUUUAAUCUGUGAGGCUAUUUGGGACCAGGAUGUUUUAUGGCAUCUUCUGUAGCUGUUCCAAGAAGUAUUCUAGGAGUGUAGGCCCCAGUUACAGUUCUUUCAGUUUAAAGUAUUUUUAACUGAGAAUUUAUGCACUGACUUCUGUUCAUGUUUGUUGGUUACGUUUUGAGGGAUUCUUACACUUGAGGGCAACCUGAGAAUACACAUAGCACUCUUGUUCUUUCAAUUUGUGUUAUCCAAGAGGCUUUCUACCCGAUGACACUAAUCGCUAUGGAAGCAGAUUGUAACAUUCCACCAUGCAAUCCUUUUUUGAUCCUCUGAUUUCAGAGUAAGAGCUUUUACACAAAGCUUUCCUGAUUAGUGGAAAAACUGGGGGAAAAAAAACCCCGCAGGAACUCCAGCCUGAAUACUUCCCCCCCCCCCCCCCCCCCCCUGCUUUCUUUCCUUCCGAUUUAAUCCAAAGUGAAAGCAUCCCUCAGCCUUGGGAUAGACAAAUCCUAUAAAGAUCUUUGAGUCUCGAUGCUUGGUUCCUGCUAGUGAGCGUAGCGAAGAUCACGCAGCAUUACCGUGCUGUAUCUCUCGUGGGCUUUGGCAAGAACCCCUCAACCCGCCGGCUCCCGGAGGGGUUAUCGCUGGGCUGUUUGUCUGUUCUAGGGCGACGGUUGUGCCGUGACCCUCCCUCCGACCUACGCUGGGUGGGCUCGGGGGUCCUGGGGCAGACGCCUCGCCGCAGCCUGGGUCGGGCCGGCUUGCCGGCGGGGCCGCUUGCCCCGCACCCCCGCGCUGCACCUCGCUGGGUUCAUCCCGCUGGGCCUCCCCGACACGUUCUGAUGGGUUCAUCGCGCUCUUUCCUUUGGCAACACACACUUUGUAGAAUGGGUUAGGUUAUCUCGUUGUUUCUUUAAAUGUGAGUUUGUGCCUUUUUUGUCUCCUAAAUCUUCCAAUACAGGCAUAUUGGAAACGAAAUCUAAUAAAAUACUAGACAGAG
Molecule: messenger RNA, 3774 nt
Organism: Aquila chrysaetos chrysaetos
Lineage: Eukaryota; Metazoa; Chordata; Aves; Accipitriformes; Accipitridae
Gene: PITPNA
Product: phosphatidylinositol transfer protein alpha
Exons: 12
Coding region: 135-950 (271 amino acids)
Biological process (GO): phospholipid transport
Cellular component (GO): cytoplasm
Molecular function (GO): phosphatidylinositol binding; phosphatidylcholine intramembrane carrier activity; phosphatidylinositol transfer activity
Source: RefSeq, a predicted model, not a curated record